Molecule: messenger RNA, 846 nt
Organism: Prunus armeniaca (apricot)
Lineage: Eukaryota; Viridiplantae; Streptophyta; Magnoliopsida; Rosales; Rosaceae
Source: the annotation of a GenBank genome assembly
AUGGCUUCAGGAUUAGAGAAACCCCGAGUGACGGAGAUACAUGUCCGGAUGGACUGUAAUGGAUGCGUACAGAAGAUCAAGAAAGCCCUACAUGGCAUCAAUGGUAUAUAUGACCUCUACAUUGACUUCCCACAACAAAAGCUAACAAUAAUUGGGUGGGCAGACCCUGAGAAGAUAGUCAAAGCCAUUAAGAAGACAAGGAAGAUUGCCACCAUAUGUUCCCAUACAGAGCAACAAACAGAGCCUGCUCCUCCACCAACAGAACAAGAAGCACCAGAAGGUGGUGCACCAGCUCCAGCUGAUCCUCCACCAGCAGAGCAAGCACCACCAGCAGCCCAAGCAGUGCCACCAGCCGAAGCAGCCCCACCAGCACAGCCACCAAAAGAGUCACCACCACCAGAACUUCCAACACCAGAGGCAGCACCUGUGGCUGCAGAAGCCAACCCAGGCCACCAAAUGCACCACCCUCCAAGAGAUGUUGGAGAAGUUCAUACCAUAUACCAUCAUCCACCUGAUUAUGGAUACAGAUAUGGCCACUCUCAAGGCUACACUGGGUACUGGAACAGAUACCAUAACAGCCAAGGGCAUCCACAGGAGCCUACCCCCAUCCCAAUGGGCCCCACCCCAACACCGACGCCACCAGUCUAUGUAACACACAGCUACAACACAUACAGGCCAUCACCUUAUGUCACUGAAUAUGAGUGUAUCCAGCCACCCCCUCAACCCACACAUCUCAGUAGGAUGAAUUACUACAAUGAGGAACAUCACAUUAAUGUCAGCAAUAGCAACGGGAAUAUCACAUCAAUUUUUAGCGACGAAAAUCCGAAUGCAUGUGCCGUAAUGUAG